This is a messenger RNA of Limanda limanda (common dab), 879 nucleotides long. It is a transcript of the gene dmrt1, whose product is annotated as doublesex and mab-3 related transcription factor 1. Gene Ontology annotation, cellular component: nucleus. The transcript has 5 exons. Gene Ontology annotation, molecular function: DNA-binding transcription factor activity, RNA polymerase II-specific; RNA polymerase II cis-regulatory region sequence-specific DNA binding. The record is from RefSeq and is a predicted model, not a curated record. Gene Ontology annotation, biological process: regulation of transcription by RNA polymerase II; sex differentiation. The coding region runs from base 1 to 879 and encodes 292 amino acids. NCBI's taxonomy places the organism in Eukaryota, Metazoa, Chordata, Actinopteri, Pleuronectiformes, Pleuronectidae.
AUGAACUCGGACAAGCGGAGCAAGCCGGUUCCCCCGGGGAGCAGCGAGCCUCUCUCCCCGGCCCAGGGCCACCCGAGGCCCGCCAGGAUGCCCAAGUGCUCCCGCUGCCGGAACCACGGCUUCGUGUCCCCGCUGAAAGGCCACAAGCGCUUCUGCAACUGGCGGGACUGCGAGUGCGUCAAGUGCAGCCUGAUCGCGGAGAGACAGCGGGUCAUGGCGGCGCAGGUCGCCUUGAGGAGGCAGCAUUUCCAAGAGGAGGAGCUUGGGAUCUGUAGUCCGGUGACUCUGCCGGGACCCGAGGUCAUGGUGAAGAACGAGGCCGGAGCCGACUGCCUGUUCUCUGUGGACGGACGAUCCCUGACUCCGACCGCCUCCUCUUCUUCUUCUCUGGGUUUCACAGGGAGUCGCUCGGCAUCCUCCUCCAGCCCGAUGGCCGGCGGCAGGGCUCAUGGUGAGGGGGGGUCCGACCUGCUGAUGGAAACCUCCUAUUACAACUUCUACCAGCCGUCAUGCUACCCGACCUACUACAGCAACCUGUACAACUACCAGCAGUACCAGCAGAUGUCUCACAGCGACAGCCGCCUGUCCAGCCACAACGUGUCCUCUCCCUACUGCAUGCACUCCUACUACCCAGCAGCCAGCUACCUGAGCCAGGGCCUGGGCUCCUCCUUCUUCAACCUGGAGGACAACAACAACAACUCUGACACCACGGCAGCCUCGUUCCCCCCCGGCAGCAUCAGCACCCCCCAUGACCCCACCAUGACCUGCAGGUCCAUCAGCUCCCUGCUCAACGCCGACGUCAAGGCCGAGAGCGAAGUCAGCGACGAGACGGUCGACUUCUCCCUCAACGCCACCAUCGACGUGGAAGGCAUCAAUUAA